This is a messenger RNA of Glycine soja, 1755 nucleotides long. RefSeq lists its product as uncharacterized. NCBI's taxonomy places the organism in Eukaryota, Viridiplantae, Streptophyta, Magnoliopsida, Fabales, Fabaceae. The transcript has 5 exons. The record is from RefSeq and is a predicted model, not a curated record. The coding region runs from base 1 to 1755 and encodes 584 amino acids.
AUGAGGAGAGUUUGGGAAGAAUACAAAGGAGUAGUGAAAGCUUUAAGUGUGAGGAUUGAAAAUAUAGAACGAAGAAGAGAAGAUAGAUCAUCUAAGUCUUCUCAUGGAGAAGAUGAGGGGUAUGAAGAAGAUGAAGAAGGAAGGAGGAAUGAGAGGUAUAAGGGGAGAAGAAAUCAUAGAAGAUAUGGAGGUAGACAAAGAGAGGAAGGGAUUGAGGGAGUGAAGGUGAACAUCUCUACUUUUAAAGGGACUUAUGAUCUAGAAGUGUAUCUUGAGUGGGAGAUGCAGGUUGAGCAAGUCUUUGCUUGCUACAACUACAAUGAAGAGAAAAAGAUCAAAUUGGUCUCCCUAGAGUUUGAGGGAUAUGCCUUAGUGUGGUGGAAUCUAGUGAGGAGUGAUGUUGAGAGGAUGAAAAGGCCUUUGAUUAAUACUUGGCAAGACAUGAAGAGAGUUUUGAGAGAGAGAUUUAUGCCUUCCUAUUAUGGGAGAGACCUUCACAACAAGCUCCAAAGACUAAUUAAAGGAAAUAGAAGUGUGGAUGAGUAUUACAAAGAGAUGGAGAUUUCCUUGAUUAGGGCUCAAAUUGAGGAGUCUCAAGAGGCCACCAUGGCAAGGUUUUUGCAUGGUCUCAAUAGGGAGAUCCAAGACAUUGUAGAGUUUCACUAUUAUGCCUCUUUGGAGGAUCGCAUUCAUCCAGAUAUCAAGGUGGAGCAGCAAUUAAAGAGGAAGCAAACAUACAGGAAGUCCCCCUAUGGCUCUUCAACUUGGAAAAAUAAGGAAACAUUCAAGAAAAAGGAAGGAUCUUCAUUCAAAUUUCAUGAAAAGGGUCAUAUUGCCUCCCAAUGUCCUAACAAAAGGACUAUGGUUGUGUUGGGUAAUAGGGAUAUCACUAGUGCAUCUUCUUCUAGCUCUUCUAGUUCUUCUAGUGAGAGUGAAGGUGAAUGUGAUGUACAACCCCCAGAAGGUGACCUUUUGAUGGUUAGGAGUUGCACUAAUGUAGCUUGCCAAAGAUUGAUUGAAAAGCUUGCUUUGAAAACUUCCAUUCACCCUAGGCCUUACAAGCUACAAUGGUCGAGUGAGAAUGGAGAGCUAAUUGUAGAUAGACAAGUUUUGAUAUGCUUCUCCAUUGGAAAAUAUGUUGAUGAGAUACUAUUUGAUGUAGUCCCUAUGGAGGCUAGCCAUCUCUUACUUGGAAGGCUUUGGCAGUAUGAUAGGGAUGCUGUCCACAAUGGUGUCACAAACAAAUUUUCAUUUGUACAUAAAGGGCAAAAGGUUACCCUUAAACCUUUGUCUCCAAGUUUGGAAGAAUUAUUGAAGGAGUUUGGGGAUGUCUUUCCCAAAGACACCAUUCAUGGGUUACCUCCUUUGAGAGGGAUAGAGCACCAAAUUGAACUUAUUCCAAGAGCUUCCUUACCAAAUAAGCCAACAUAUAGAAGCAAUCUGGAUGAGACAAAAGAGAUCCAAAGGCAAGUGGAGAGCUUGAUGGAAAAAGGAUGGGUGAGAGAAAUCUUGAGCCCAUGUGCUAUGCCCGUCAUCCUGGUAGUUUACGGUUCUAGUCCAUUGCCCCCUCUUAAUUUGUUAUCUUUGCCUAACACUUAUGCUAUGAUGAAUAUGGAUGGGCUUUCUAAAGCUAAUUUUGUUAAGAGUUUGCAUGAGAAGGGGAAAGCACAAAUUGAUAAAAAGAUUGAACAAUAUGUGUCAUACCCUAAUUUCGUCUGGGGAUCAUCUGUUUGUUGGGGUGCGACCCUUGGUUGA